This is a messenger RNA of Blepharisma stoltei, 465 nucleotides long. The record is from the annotation of a GenBank genome assembly. Lineage: Eukaryota; Ciliophora; Heterotrichea; Heterotrichida; Blepharismidae.
AUGGACCCUUAUCUAAUUCAAAGAUUGCAACAAAGAAAAGAAUUAACAAGAAUAAGCUUCUGAGAUUUGAAAGAUGAAAGUUCAGAUUCAGAAGAAGACUCGGAACCAAGAAAAAAGUCAAAACCUAUUGAAAAUGCUGAGCCUCUCAAUAAUAUUAACGAAGUUCCUAUAGAAGAGCAGCUAGAAGAGCCAAAUGUUGUUGUAUGAGGGGUUGACAGAUCUAAAGAAAUUCGCCCAACAUUCAGGGAAGAAUGCAAACAAGUUGAUCCAAAUAUACUAGAAAAAUUAGGAUAUGUCAAUAGAAAUUGUCGUCCUCCAAGCUCAAAGAGAAAAGAAAUUUUGACCUCAGCUGAUGACAAAAAAGCUGGACAUUCAAUAUCUAUAGAAGAGAAAAAGCAAAAAGAAAAAAACAAAAUUCAAGAAAUUAAAAAUUUGCUCCAACAUAAAUUGAAAAAUAAUCCUUAA